Messenger RNA from Antechinus flavipes (yellow-footed antechinus), 1610 nucleotides. It is a transcript of the gene NPPB, whose product is annotated as natriuretic peptide B. Gene Ontology annotation, biological process: negative regulation of systemic arterial blood pressure; receptor guanylyl cyclase signaling pathway; cGMP biosynthetic process. Gene Ontology annotation, cellular component: cytoplasm; nucleus; extracellular region. The transcript is spliced from 3 exons. Lineage: Eukaryota; Metazoa; Chordata; Mammalia; Dasyuromorphia; Dasyuridae. The record is from RefSeq and is a predicted model, not a curated record. Bases 229 to 636 code for a protein of 135 amino acids. Gene Ontology annotation, molecular function: hormone activity; hormone receptor binding.
AGUCCCAGAUAACUCUGGGACUAAGAAGGGCGGAGGCAAGGCAAGACUGGGCUCGGCUUGCAGCCACUGGGGAUAAAAAGGGACUGAGCCAGCGAGUGGCCAGAGAAAGCCACAAGUGAGGAGAGAGGAAAGGCAAGGCAGCAUCUUCGUCGGGAGCAGCAGCAGCAGCAGCAGCGUUAGUAGUAGCUGAGGUUUCUCCUUCACCUUCCAGCCCACUUCUUCCAAAACAUGGACUCCCAGAAAGCGCUACCCAGCAUCUUGCUGCUGCUGCUCCUUCUGCAGCUCCCAGGCAGCUUCCCCCUUCCCCUGGAGGGACCUCGCCAGGUCCGGGAGCUGACCGGGGUCCAGGAACUGCUCUACAGACUAAAAGACAAGAUCUCAGCUCUGGAGAAGUUGGAUUCGGAGGAACCUGAGCAGCGGAAGCAAGAGACUCGGGGAGAAGUCCGGGAGAACAGAAAGCUUCAACUGCAGCCGGUGCCAGAGAGCAGCCGUGACUAUAGGAUCCCCGCCUUCCAGGCCCUGCAUGGUCUGCAGACCCCUAAAGUGAUGCGGGACUCAGGCUGCUUUGGCAGGAGGCUGGAUAGAAUCGGCUCUCUCAGCGGCCUGGGGUGCAAUGUUGUGUCAAGAAGAAAUUAAGAAGUCCCAGCUGCCUACUUCCUAACAUCUAAUUCUUGCUGGGCUUUUCCGCCCCCUCAAAAUGACACCUAUUUAUUUAUUUAUAUUUAUUUAUUUAUUUGGUUGUUUUGUAUAAACUGGUUUCUUACUUUUGAGCAUGAAAAAUUCAUGAUUAAAUAAAACCAGCCUAAUUUCCUUUUUAUUUUGGAGUUAUUAUUCUUGGAGCAUUAAAAAAAAUCCAUUACUAUGCUCAAAAAGUUAUCAAACUGUGCAUAGCCUUUGAUCCAGCACUGUUUCUACUGGGCUUUUAUCCCAAAGAAAUUUUAAAGAAGGGAAAGGUGUAUGUGCACGAAUGUUUGUGGCAACCCUGUUUGUAGUGGCCAGAAACUGGAAACUGAGUGGAUGCCCAUCAAUUGGAGAAUGGCUGAAUAGGUUAUGGUGUAUGAAUGUUAUGGAAUAUUAUUGUUCGGUAAGAAAUGACCAACAGGAUGAUUUCAGAGAGGCUUGGAGAGACUUACAUGAACUGAUGCUGAGUGAAAUGAGCAGGACCAGGAGAUCAUUAUAUACUUCAACAACAAUACUAUAUAAUGAUCAAUUCUGAUGGACGUGGCCCUCUUCAACAAUGAGAUGAACCAAAUUAGUUCCAAUAGAUCAGUAAUGAACUGAACCAGCUACACCCAGCAAAAGAACUCUGGGAGAUGACUAUGAACCACUACAUAGAAUUCCCAAUCCCUCUAUUUUUGUCCGCCUGCAUUUUUGAUUUCCUUCACAGGCAAAUUGUACAAUAUUUCAAAGUCCGACUCUUUUUAUACAGCAAAAUAACUGUUUGGACAUGUAACAUAUUGUAUUUAAUUUAUACUUUAACAUAUUUAACAUGUAUUGGUCAACCUGCCAUGUGGGGGAGGGGAUGGAAUAGGGGAAAGGAGGGGAAAAGUGGAACAAAAGUUUUGGCAAUUGUCAAUGCUGUAAAAUUACCCAUGCAUAUAACUUGUAAA